Messenger RNA from Hyla sarda, 3053 nucleotides. Its product is annotated as t-SNARE domain-containing protein 1-like. The transcript is spliced from 4 exons. Gene Ontology annotation, cellular component: nucleus. The record is from RefSeq and is a predicted model, not a curated record. Bases 1 to 765 code for a protein of 254 amino acids. NCBI's taxonomy places the organism in Eukaryota, Metazoa, Chordata, Amphibia, Anura, Hylidae. Gene Ontology annotation, biological process: regulation of transcription by RNA polymerase II. Gene Ontology annotation, molecular function: RNA polymerase II cis-regulatory region sequence-specific DNA binding; DNA-binding transcription factor activity, RNA polymerase II-specific.
AUGAACACAAGCACAGUGCCUGGACUGCUGCAGAGACAAGGCCUCCAAAGAUGUCCCCCCCCUGCUGCUUUGGAGCUGUCCCAACCUCAUCUCGAAGGUACAGAGGAAGGUGUUCCAGAGGAGGCGGAAUAUGCUGAGGAUGAAGGUGUGGAAGAGACUGCAGACAUCCGUAAAAAACGCUUCACAGCUGCCGAAAAACAUUUGCAUGUCGUUGAGGUCAAAGCAAAUUAUGAUCAGCUGUAUGGUAGGAUUAGUGACAAACUACCAAAGGCUAACAAGACUAGAAUUUGGCGAGAAAUCUGUUCAAAAGUUAAUGCCUUGGGAGUUGCGAAAAGGAGUGUUGCAAAUAUCAUCCACAAGUGGUAUGAUUGCAAGAGGCAAGUGAAGGAAAAACUGAAGAAAAUAGAUCAACAUUCAAAGCAGACGGGUGGUGGUCCUGCCAUUAAACUUAAACUUUGCCAAACUGAGGAGAUAGUUGCGGACACCUUUCGAAGAGAACAGAUAAGUGGGAUUGGCAGCUUUGAUGUGAUGGCGGGCAUUGAAGACUCCAGUGAUGGAGAUGAGCUUAUCACAGAAUCCCCAGGUCCAUCUUCAAUUGUCUCCCAGCAAGAUUCUUCAACUUUACUACCUUCCGGGCAACAUAUUUCCGAAGAGGACACCAUACAUAACCUUUCUCAAAAAUUGACACAGUACAUUUCUAAAAAUGUUAAACAAGGAGAAAUGGUGCAGGUACUUGGCCAAUCUUCUAGCAUUAUUUGCCAAUAAUUAUGUACAAUGACAAAUGUGCUUAGAGAAGUGAGACAUUUGUUGCAAAAAGUAGUCGACCGAAAUGAUGUUAGCUCGCCAGCAAUAACGCCAACCCAAGUCUGUACUCCAUCCCCGGCCGCUUUGCAAACACUAUCACAUAUUUCACCAAUACUUGUUCCCUCUGAUGUAGAUUCUAGUGACAUAUCUCAACAGUCUACCAUCUAUUUUAAAAUGUCACCAAUAGACCUAACUAGUCAAGACUGUGAAACAGUGGGAUUAGUUAAAACUAUAUCUCAAGACACAUCACAGGUUGUCACUAAUCCUGGUGGUAGUGGUGAUCAAUCUUUUUUGGGAACAGAAAUUAGUCAAACACCCUCAGCUGGUUUUUUGCUCUUUGUCAAAAAUGAAAUUUCCAUACCUAACACUCCCAAGCCAAGACAAACUAGUGUGGCUAGUUCUCACUCAUCUCCCUGAACUUUAAGAAGUAGGAGGUCUUUGAAAAGUAUUCCAUCUAAGAACUUGUGCCCCCCACCAAAAAAAAAGGUGCAAAAUAAAAAAAAAUAAGACGUUCAAGUAUACUAUUGACCUGCAAACUAUUACAUAUUUUCCCUGCAGUUAAAAUUUAUAAGGUCAGUUAAUGCUGUCGAACUAUUUCACCAAACAUGCUGAAAGGUGUACUCCCCUGGCAAACAUUUUGUUAAUAAGUGCCGGAAAGAUAUCCAGAUUUGUAAGUUAUUUCACAGAGAAAAAAAAUCAAUCCUUGCAUUACUUCUUAGCGUUUGAAUACCACUGAGUAAAUGCUUUCCUUUUUUCCUUUACGAUUUGUGUUGGUACCAUCUUGUCCAUAUUGCUCUCUGCUGACAUCUGGUGCCCGUAUCAUGAAUUGUCAGGAGCAGCAUAUAUUUCCUCGCCUUUUUGCUUGACAACUUUGGACAUUUCCUGAUACGGACACCAGGUGUCUUCAGAGCGAAUUGUUGACCACACCAAUCUGAAUUUCCUACCAAAUUUUAUUUACUCUGUAGUAUCCAAAUGUUAAUAAUUACUGUAAGUAAUCUGGAAUAUAAGUAAUUUACAAAUCUGUUAACCUUUAUUGCCCCCUUAUUUGGAAACUAACAACCAAUCCAGUGUAGUGGCCCUUUAAAGGGGUUCUCCGGCGCUAAUACAACUUAUCCCCUAUCUUAAGGAAGCCCUCCCAUAGACUUGUAUUACGGGGGCGGGGCGUGAUGUCACAGGGGGCGGAGCUAUGACGUCAUCGGCCGCCGGCACUGUGAUCGGACAUCACUGCCAUGGAGCUAGUAACAGCUCUGUGCAGCAGGUAAGAAGGGGUUCCUCGGCAGAGAUCGCGGGGGUCCCCAACAGCGGGACCCCCGCGAUCAUACAUCUUAUCCCCUAUCCUUAAGAUAGGGGAUUAGUUGUAUUAGCGCUGGAGAACCCCUUUAACUGUCAUCACUCUAUGUUCCCUGCAUCCUACUCUCUUCAAAUCUCUUUGCUCUACCCCCAGCUAACUAUCCCAGGCUGAGCUAAGUGACAUAAUGCAGCAGGGCCUGUGUAUUAUGCCACGUCAUGUCUCUAAGCUACAAUGGUGAGAUUUAUCUGUUAGCAGAUCAAAGCAUGAAAAUAAGAUCGUAGAAUGUUGUGAACACAGAGAGGGGACAGAUCAGCAUGGUUCGGGCAAUUUUCCCAUGCACUUACAGAUAGUAACAGUGUAUUGUUUGUGUUAAAGGGGCACUCCUGCGCUAAGCAACAUUUUCACCUAUCUUAAGGAUAGUGUAUGAUCGCGGGGGGUCCUUUACAUGACAGUUCGCUCAGCCUAUCACCGGCCAAGGCGGGACAUCGCUGCAGCCGGUGAUAGGCUGAGGUUCCAAGCCCAUAGGGAACCAUUGCCGGAGGAACAGGAGCCAUACCGGAGCGACGGGGCGCGCAGGCAUGUAAGUGAAAGUUUGUCUUCUAUUUUUUGGCAGGCCGGGCCCGGGGGCGAGGAAUAAAUUAGUGCCGGAUAUAUCCUUUAAGCAUUAGUAAUCUCUAAAUAUUGGUCAAAGUCUGUCUGCUUGGGUAUGGUCCUUAGCUAAAUAAUUUCACUAAGCUUUUCACGCAGACGUAGCUAAUACAUUUGUGAGAGUGAAGUUGGCCCGUGGCCGUUGCGUAGUAAUGUCAUGAUUUGAAUACAAAAAAAAAAAGUUCCGCAGUUACACUAUUUUAAUUAGAUGAGUAAUGCUGACCCCUUGGCCAAUUAGUGUACUAAGGGAAGAUGCUGAGGUUUCACUAUAACACCUUGUAAAUUCCAAACAGACUUGAUUGAAUCUUAA